UGUCAGUGUGGAGACAGCUGCUAGUCAUGGCAAGGCUGCUCUAUUAAUUUCAUCCGUGCAAUGGAAGCCACGCAGCUCAGGAUGAGCUGAAAACCAAAUACUGGGAUUCCGGCCGGCCCAGUGUGUUACAGGAGUGGCAUGAAGAGUCGGGCACACCUUUUUGCUAGUGCCAUGCGCUUGUUUGUGCGAUGUUUCCGACUGGGCCGAAGGCGAGGCCAGAAUAAACUAAUUCGAAGACUCCAGGAGCUGUGGAGCUAUGGGAGGCUGUGCCUGAAGUCUUUAUUCUACAACUCCUUCACAAACUCAGACACCAUCAUUGAUUCCCUCUUUGAACCCAUCUACUGGUUGGUGGAUCAUAUCACUCGUUGGUUUGGAGUGGCAUUUGUGUUUCUGGUGAUUGUCCUGACCAGUUCCAUCGUGCUCAUCGUCUACAUCUGCCUGCUGCCACUAAUUUUGCAUACAUAUAGUCUAGCCUGGAUUCUGUGGCAUAUUUUUUAUGGACACUGGAAUUUGCUCAUGAUCGUAUUCCAUUAUUAUAAAGCAGCCAGAACCUCCCCAGGUUACCCACCCCAGAUGAAAAGUGAUAUCCCUUCAGUGUCCAUUUGCAGAAAGUGCAUUACGCCAAAGCCAGCCAGAACACAUCACUGCAGCAUAUGUAACAGAUGCAUACUGAAAAUGGACCAUCACUGUCCUUGGCUAAAUAACUGUGUGGGACAUUUCAAUCAUCGCUACUUCUUUUCAUUUUGCCUUUUUAUGACCAUGGGCUGUGUGUACUGCAGUAUCAGUAGUCGCAAUAUGUUCAUUGAUGCCUACAAUGCUGUAGAGACUUACUACCAGACUCCGCCUCCUCCUUACACCUCAAAAGAGAGGAUAUUUCACAAGUGUGUUAUUUACCUUUGGGUGCUCUGCAGCUCAGUGGCAUUAGCACUUGGAGGUCUGACGCUUUGGCAUGCCAUGCUCAUCUCUCGUGGUGAAACAAGUAUUGAAAGGCACAUAAAUCGCAAGGAGCAACAUCGAAUGCAGAAAAAAGGGAAGACCUUUAGGAACCCAUUUAAUUAUGGACGGCUACAUAAUUGGAAAGUUUUUCUUGGUGUGGAAACAAAAAGCCAUUGGUUGACCAGAGUUCUUCUACCUUCAGGACACCCUCCAUAUGGAGAUGGUUUGACAUGGACCCACUAUCCCAUUUCUACCAGGAAUACAAUGCUGGCAAUUUAAAAUUAAUUUCUUCCACACCACUCUGUGCCACCAACAGACGGGCAAGCAAGACUGUUUACCGACAAUAUUCUGCAUUAAAGUACUCAUCCCCAGUUUUCUGCACUGCCAAAUCAAUGUCACACAUUGACAUGGGUUUUUUUUAAAUAAUGUACUUGAAUAAGUCUGAAAUAUCUAAUUUACAGUUAAACUAUGCAUUUUUACAACUGACUGACAUAAAUGUAUGUUUUAAGUGUUUUGUGAACACCUUUUUUUAUUUUAAACCAAUAUUAUCAAGAGAAUUUGAAAUUAAUUUUCAGGCAAUUACUGCUAAACACAAAUGUGGCUUUUCUUCUGAUCAAAGUUGUGCUAUAUUUAAAGGGCAGUUGGAUACACUUUAAUUCAUACACUGAUUCUGAAACUGAUCAGAUUAGGGAAACAUGUACUGUACAUCUUUUUGUGAGGUGUAUCAACAGCCAUCCGUAAGAAAUCAUGCAAAUUAAUACCCUCCUCAAAUAUACUGUUGUCCCAGUAGAAUAAUGUGAACUGACCCAGUUUGUUUUUUUAGCACAAUCUCAGUGUAUCAUGUAUUAAUUAUAUCAGUACAAACCUGACUUUUCAGCUACUGCAACUUGAGCCCAAGUCAGAUGCAAUAAGGAUAAUCCAAGAUGGGUUCCAGGCUGCUAUAUAAAUACACACAACCAAUUGGAGCUGUGCUCCACAGGGGAAUUCAUUUCAUUGUAUGUUUCUGCUUUAUUGUGAUUUUGAUAAUUAAAAUAUUUCAGGAGUUUUCUUAAAUUUCAGUACAGACUAACUGGUGUUUAAGUCCAUGAACUAUCAGAAGAAAAAACAAACCUGCGAAACUUUGUACUUGUGCUUUUUUUUUUGGCUUGUUUUUACAAAUGAAAGUGUAUAUUUUUAUACAUGUUUUUUGACUGGAUCUUUGUGUUGUAAAUAGCUGUAAAGUUAAAUAUUGGGAAAUGAGAGGUUAAAUUAUAUUAGAAUGAGGGGCUAAGAAAACAUUCUUCUGUCAAAAAAUAGCAUUUUGAGGUUUAAGUAAUUUGUUAUACUAAGAUCUAAUUUCUGCCUACAGUUAAGUCAAAUAUUAUAAUGGGAAUGUCACAAUACGGUAUGUGGUAAACUUAUCGCGAGUCACAUAAAUAUUUCAGAAAGUUACAUAAGUCACAGAAAACCAGCACUAAUUACUAGUAAAUUUACAAAAUCAUUUAUUGACAGGUUAAUAUAGAUGUUUUUCAAGAUAUCUCCUUGGCAACAUAAUGAAGAUUAAAAUAUACACUUUUGCCAGAGUGAACAAGCCCCGAUUUAUGGGUAACUUAAAACACUCUGCAUAUGAACUGUGCAAUAUUCAAGGUUGGAAUGCAUCUUUGAUAAGUGCAGGUUUAAAAAAAAUAUACCGAGUGCAUUAAUUUUUUCCCAAAAAAUGAGUUAAAGGCUUCAGGUCGAGGAUGGUUUUGUGUUAGAGCCCUACAUGUAAGUAGUGAGAGAUUCCAGGCUGGGGUAAAAAAUAAAGGAGACUCUAAAAUUCUAGAACACAUCCUGUUAGAUUGUCUCUGUUAGUCAAACAGAUAACAGUUCACUUCCCAGGACCUCCAAGCAGGAACCUGUAAAAAUGAGAAGUAUUUUUUGGUAGUGGUGUAAGGAAUAUGUAACAAAAGUUAUCAAUCAACCUUUCUCAAUUAUGCAUUAAAAUGUGUUUUUGUUAAAGAAACACAUGAAUGGUGUACAUUAUACAUCUGAGCAGAAGCCAUCUAUUCCUGGCCCACUUUUUCUACAAUUAUACCAAUAUAACUAUUAAUAACAGAAUGUUGUGCUGGAAUUAGAAGCAUUCAAUGUCAGCUUUAAUUAAACCGAAAUACAUUUCCAAUAACAACUUUGUACAAGAAUAACUAGAAACAGAAAUGUAUUAGCACCACCAUCCUUGUAAAACUAGUAUGCGGAUCAUUUGUUAAAAAUGUUUCUGGAGUGGUACAAAGUACUAAUGUUUCCUGCCGUUUUUAUCCGUUGACUUCUGUCAAAUGCAUAUAAUUCUGUUCAUGUCUUUUUAUUAUUUUUUAUUCAUGUACCCCACAUCCCUUUGUAAAACCUUGGAGAUAGAGAGUUUAAGAACAAAUUAAAUUUUUUUGAAUAAUCCAUAAAAA
Molecule: messenger RNA, 3350 nt
Organism: Polypterus senegalus (gray bichir)
Lineage: Eukaryota; Metazoa; Chordata; Cladistia; Polypteriformes; Polypteridae
Gene: zdhhc16a
Product: zinc finger DHHC-type palmitoyltransferase 16a
Exons: 10
Coding region: 139-1215 (358 amino acids)
Biological process (GO): protein palmitoylation
Cellular component (GO): Golgi apparatus
Molecular function (GO): palmitoyltransferase activity
Source: RefSeq, a predicted model, not a curated record